AUGAAGUCCACGACUCCCGACACGACAAACCAGGUCUUCCUCGUGCCAAGUGUCGUGGUCUUCACUGUGGCGGGUGUCGUGGUGAUCUUCGCCGCAUCGUCCGCCGUGGUGGUGUCGGCGGGUGUGGUGGUGUCGCGUGUGGUGCUUACGCUGCGAUGGCCCGCGCCGUCGCUCGAGACUCUCGAAACCCCGAAACCAGAAAUCAACCAAUCGCUGUGCUCCCUCCGCGCAUACUCUCGACUCGAGACGUGCUCGGACCCGGCCAAGUCGACAAACCCGACGGCAAGACGCGGUCGCUCACGUGCUCCAUCUGGAGGGGGGGCGUGCGACCGGCUGCUCGCACGGUGGACGUUCAAGUUGCCCGUCGCCCGACUCACUGUCAACGACUUCACAGUCAAUCACGUUUAA
Molecule: messenger RNA, 408 nt
Organism: Aphanomyces astaci
Lineage: Eukaryota; Oomycota; Saprolegniomycetes; Saprolegniales; Verrucalvaceae
Exons: 3
Coding region: 1-408 (135 amino acids)
Source: RefSeq, a predicted model, not a curated record